AAUAAGUGGGUAGUUGUUGAUAAUGUCAGGUUGGUUGUCGUGGACGUGUGACAAGAAACUACAUAUAUAUGUGGAACCACGUUUUGUGUUAUUGUAAUGCGAAAUUUUGUAACACUAAAGUUGAUUUACUGUCAGUAUGUUUCACAAGCAUCAGCUUUUCACGUAUUUUGCAUCGUAAACUUCAUGUGAUGUCAAAUGUUGACUGCCAGUUGUCUACGUUAUAUACAAACAAUACAAUGAAUGUAGCUGAGAAAUAUGUGUGUUGCAUAAUGCAGGUGGUGAGAUGAUUCUCAAGUGGGUGAUGUAGCUCAUUGUGUAGAUACCCAUAAUUGUGUAAUGUAAGUGUUCAAUUGCUAGAUCAGAGCACAAAGCUCACAUGGUCAUGGAUAAGACACUAAUUUCACAUCUGAGUGAUCAAACUGACACACGAGACAUGCAUUGUCUUGAUACUGACAAGAACUGCCACACUAACAUUGAUGAGAGAAGCAAAUUGCUUGCUGUACCAAUUGCUAGGCGAAUUGAUGGCGAUGACUGUUCAUCUGUGGGCUCCAAAGAAGGACUUUUCAAUGUUCGGGCCAUCUUCUUCCUAGUUUUGUGGUAUUUCUUCAGUGGGUGUACUUUAUUUCUCAACAAGUACAUUUUGUCAUAUAUGAAAGGUGAUCCAACAAUCUUAGGUACAAGUCAGAUGUUGAUGACAACAGUCUGUGGCUUUGUCCAAAUGUAUUUGCCAUGUGGAAUGUAUAAGCCCACUCAGAGGCUGAUGCGUCCUCCUGGCUUCUAUCGACAUAUGAUGCUGGUGGGAUGUACCAGGUUUGCAACUGUUAUCUUGGGUUUGGUGGCACUGAACUAUGUGGCCGUUAGCUUCACAGAAACCAUCAAGAGUUCAGCACCUCUCUUCACUGUCCUUAUUUCUAGGUGCAUCUUAGGUGAAGCAACAGGCCUGUAUGUUAACCUGUCACUGAUUCCAGUUAUGAGUGGACUUGCCCUGUGCUCAGCCAAUGAGCUGAGUUUUGAUACUCGAGGAUUUGUGGCAGCCAUGGCUACCAAUCUCACAGAGUGUUUACAGAAUGUUUAUUCCAAAAUGCUCAUCAGUGGAGACAAAUUUAAAUAUACGCCUGCAGAGUUGCAGUUCUACACAAGUAUUGCAUCUGUGGUUGUGCAGAUACCAGCGUCAUUAUUCCUGGUAGACAUUGAUGGGGUACAGAAGACUACGGAUUCUGUGCUGUUCUUAGCCUUUGUCUUGAAUGGCAUUUUCUUCCAUUUCCAAAGUAUCACUGCCUAUGUUCUUAUGGAUUAUAUUAGCCCUGUUACUCAUAGUGUCGCCAAUACAGCAAAAAGAGCAUUCCUGAUCUGGUUGUCAGUGUUGUUGUUUGGGAACCCUGUGACACUGCUGAGUGGGCUCGGAACAUGCAUGGUGAUUGUGGGCGUGCUGUUAUACAACAAGGCACAGGAGUACGACAGACUGAAGUUGAACAAGGUCGGUGACCACAAAAAACCAGUCUCAGUGAGAUGGUAGGCUCACAAAUGGCUGGCAAUAUUAUGAGUUCCAUGGAGAUUAAAGUUCGGACUGUAUGAUGAGUGUGUACGGACGAGACGUGUUGCCUUUGUGCUGGAAUGGGCAAUGGAAGACUUUGAGUUAUUUGAUGUUAUAUAUCAUGUAUUUGUACAUAUUACAAUAUUUGUUUACAAGGAACUGCAUAUUCUGUAUAUAAUAUUUGUAAUUUAUGUGAAUCUGUGAUUUGGAUGCAUAUUUUGUAUCAUUAAAACACAAUGUUAAGUGGUAAAUUACGUGAAACAUA
Zootermopsis nevadensis is the source of this 1799-nucleotide messenger RNA. RefSeq names its product solute carrier family 35 member E2B. The record is from RefSeq and is a predicted model, not a curated record. NCBI's taxonomy places the organism in Eukaryota, Metazoa, Arthropoda, Insecta, Blattodea, Termopsidae.